Bactrocera oleae (olive fruit fly) is the source of this 5349-nucleotide messenger RNA. RefSeq names its product pug C-1-tetrahydrofolate synthase, cytoplasmic (gene pug). NCBI's taxonomy places the organism in Eukaryota, Metazoa, Arthropoda, Insecta, Diptera, Tephritidae. Gene Ontology annotation, biological process: mitochondrial respiratory chain complex III assembly; tetrahydrofolate interconversion. The record is from RefSeq and is a predicted model, not a curated record. Gene Ontology annotation, molecular function: methylenetetrahydrofolate dehydrogenase (NADP+) activity; ATP binding; formate-tetrahydrofolate ligase activity. Gene Ontology annotation, cellular component: cytosol; mitochondrial matrix.
UGCCAAAAAUAGAUAAAAGCAUUAUGUACAUAAAAUGAUUUUUGUUAUUUUUACAUAUUUAUUUUAUUUGUAAAAUUGCUUAAAAAUAUGUUCUUGAUUAUACCUUACCAAUGUCAAAGGCAAACAAGCUCCUGAUACUAUAUUUUAAUGAAAUUAAGUGGACAAGUUUUCUUAAAAAUUAUAAAACUAAGUGUAUUAAUGAAGUAGCGGUGAAUACGUGAACAUUUGGUGUAAACCGUGGUAUAAACCUCAUAUCUCUAAUAUAAUGAAUUCCCAUCCUCUUAUUAGCCUCUUCGUUUAAAAUGAUGUUUUUUUAUGGAAUUAUAAAAUUCAAAAGAAAAAAACAAUUUUGCCUUAAAAUCGUCAAACUUCAACCAUUAAUAUAUUUUAAAAGGUUUAUGAAAAAACUCUAAGAUACCAUUUUGUAGAGCAUUCAAUUUCCUAUAAAAUCCAUUAAAUAUGUUUUCAAGUAGUUAGAAGUGACCUAUGAAUUUUUCUAGAUGAUAAUAAGAAAAAAAUUGAAAAUCGUUUUUUGUUUGCUUGCCUCAUCCACUUUCGGGAUUUUACUCCACGAGCUCUACAAAUUGUUCAUCUUUUUAUGUAUUUGUACAAAAUAACUGGUUAAAAUACAAUAGUUUAAAAUUAUAAAUAAAAUAGUUUUUUUUUACAAAUUUUCUAUUAAUAUUUUUUUUAAAUAAAUGCAGUAAUGUUUAACUACAACUGCUUGAUAGCAGUUGAAAUUUUUUGAUACUCAAGUUAACCCCUAUGGCACAACGUUGAAAACCGUAACAUCACAAAAAGGUUGAAGUUUGACAACACUUCAACCGAAAUUUUUUUAACAGAUUGAGCCUAAAUAAAGUUACGUACAUACAUAUACAUUUGUAUAUAUAGACAGGGGCUUUCUAGUAGGUACUAUCAACGUACAAAUUUUGUGAUCACUUGAUAUAUUAAGACAGUUCUUAGGAAACUUUUUUAAUAAAUUUAGACUAAAGGCUUAUAUUCAGAGACUUUGACACGUAAAUAGUCUAAAAGUAUUGCGAUCUAUAUUCUUAUAUUACUUUAUAUGAAAAAAUAUUAAAUAAUAAUCUUUAUGUUUGCACCAUUUUUACACAAGAGGUACCAUACUAUAAAAGUAUUCUUUGUGCGGAGCUUAAUUGUCAUUUGAUUUAUAUAUUGUAAAGUGAAAGAAUCAGAGAGAUUUUAAAAUUUUGUUAUAUGGGAAGUAUAUGGGGUUGUCCAUUUUCAAACUGUUCGAUAAAGAUGACAAAAUAAUGUUUGGCUCCAAUAUACAUAGGUUAAAAUUGGUCGAAACGUUGCUGAGAUAUUGUCACACGUAUUGUCCAAUUUUUACACUGACUCACAGGCAUCCUUACCAUAUUUCCAUAGAAAUUUAGUUAUACCAUUUCAUGGUUUUUUCUUCUGAGUUUGCUCAUCUUUAUUUUACAACCUUAUAACAAAUAUAAUGAUUUGGCCAUCCUGUUCAUUAUAUUUAUAAUGAUAACAUAUUCAAACGUACAUAUUAUAUAUACAAAUAUAUUCUUAAAGCUUCUGAAUCUUUCAGUUUUAAUAACAGUAUUUUCGAUAACGAUAUAUAAUAUGUAACGGUUUUCUCAUUUUUAGAAACUUUAGUCAUGCUUAAUAAUGCAAAAAAGUUUGUAAAUAUCUACCAAUUUAUCGCUUUAUUUAUUUCUUGUGAGUUUGUUAUUAGCUGACGCAUGUACGAGUGCAUAUCUUAUCUCUCGUGGAAUUAAAAAGACUCAAAAAUACUCAUAUGUGUAAAUAAACAUGCAAAUAUAAUACGAAGAUGUGAAACCAAUCAUGCAGAUACAAGAUACAAUAAUGAAUAAUAGAUAUAAGAUACAAUAACGAAUAAGUAUAGCGGUAUAUUAGGGUGUCUCAAUAUUUAUACAAUGUCGCUGCACGCUUACUGAAACUUAUAUACGUACAUAUAAGUAUGUAGCUAUGUAUGAAUAUAGAACAAAAAUAUUAGCAAAUAUUUUAUAGUGAACUCGACUUAUCUCCAAAAUACCAGAAAAAUUAUAUAUCACAUACUUACAAAUAAGUUUUUGUAAAUAUAAGAUGUGUGAUAGUGUAAAUUUUUUCUAUUUUCGGACUCUGAGUUCUUCUCAAACAUAUUUUGAACAUACGUUUUUAUUUUAAGUUUAGUAAUUCAAAAACAUUAAAACGAAAUAAAUUAUAAAAUAUUUUAUUUAAGAAAUUAUAUACCGUUUCGACAUUUUUUGGAGUGUCCUAAUAUGUGUUCAUGCACACAUAUGCUUAUCAUUAGGGCUAAUACUUUAAUUUGUAUUUGUAAGAGAGAUAGUAGAGUUCUCAGUGAAUCCGACACACGAUAGAAAACUAGAAGCACCUUUAUGUAGGCAUUUGCAAAAGCCCAGAUCUUAUCGUUUCGAGAAACUUUAACAAAUAAGAUGUCGAAUAGCGCCAAACUGAUUUCCGGUACUGAAGUGGCCAAUGAAAUUCGUGCGUCUUUAAAACGGCAAAUUGAAGAUGUUAAGGCUAAGCUUCCCAGUUUUACCUCCGGCUUGCGAAUUUUACAAGUUGGUGAGCGUGAAGAUUCUAAUAUUUACAUUCGCAUGAAGAUGAAGGCUGCAACAGAAAUUGGCAUUACCGUUGAGCACAUAAAACUUCCACGAUCUGUGACCGAAGUCGAGUUGCUGGAGAAGAUAACGGAACUUAACUUAGACCCCAAUGUACAUGGUAUUAUAGUGCAAAUGCCACUUGAUUCUGAGGCUGAAAUUGAUUCUCAUAAGAUAACCGAUGCCGUUUGUCCGGAUAAGGACGUCGAUGGCCUACAUACCAUUAAUGAGGGGCGUGUUUCUAUCGGAGAUUUAAAUGGAUAUCUGCCUUGUACACCAUGGGGUUGUAUUAAACUGAUUAAACGCACGGGUGUCCAAAUUUCAGGGGCACAGGCUGUUGUCCUGGGUAGAAGCAAAAUCGUUGGUACACCUGUGUCACAGCUAUUAAAAUGGGAGCACGCCACAGUGACCGUUUGCCACUCCAAAACCAAAAACCUUGAACAAAUUUGCCUAAACGCCGACAUUCUAGUCGUUGCCAUUGGUGUGCCGGAACUGGUAAAGGGUAGCUGGAUCAAACCAGGAGCUGUUGUUAUUGACUGUGGCAUUAAUGUAAAACCAGAUUCUACCAAACAAGGAGGCUCGCGGCUGGUUGGUGAUGUUCUUUUUGACGAGGCAAAACAAGUAGCUUCAUUUAUUACUCCAGUUCCUGGCGGCGUUGGACCUAUGACUGUAGCCAUGCUUCUGAAAAACACUGUUCGUUCGGCUUUGUCGGCUGCUGAAAAACUAGUACAUGCCACAUGGGAUUUGGCACCGCUUACCUUUGUUAAAGUUAGACCUGUGCCAUCAGACAUCAUUAUUGCAAGAUCCCAAAAACCCAAACAUAUCUCCAAAUUGGCUAAAGAGAUUGGGUUGAUAGGUAGAGAGGUUUCUCUUUAUGGAGAUAAAAAAGCGAAAAUAUCUUUGAGUACGGUAGAUCGUUUGAAGAGUCGUUCUGAUGGUUCCUACAUAGUGGUAGCCGGUAUUACACCCACUCCUCUGGGUGAAGGUAAAAGUACAACAUUGAUUGGUCUUGUUCAAGCACUUUGUGCCCAUAAGGGACGUAACGCAAUUGCUUGCAUGAGACAACCUUCACAAGGACCCACCUUUGGAAUUAAGGGUGGAGCUGCAGGCGGUGGCUAUGCACAAGUCAUUCCGAUGGAUGAAUUUAAUUUGCAUUUAACUGGUGAUAUCCAUGCUGUUUCGGCAGCCAAUAACUUGCUUGCCGCCCAAUUGGAUACCCGUAUUUUCCAUGAAAAUACCCAAAAAGAUCAAUCGCUGUACGAUCGGCUAGUACCACGAAUUAAAGGUCAGCGUAAAUUUUCGAAAAUACAACUACGCCGUUUACAGCGAUUGGGGAUUUCGAAAACCGAUCCUGAUUCUUUAACACCAGAAGAACAAAGCCGGUUUGCACGUUUGGAUAUCGAUACCGACACGAUUAUGUGGGAACGCGUCAUUGAUAUUAACGAUCGGUAUUUACGUGAAGUAACAAUUGGUCAAUCGCCCUCCGAAAAGAAUUUUACUCGUAAAUCUUCGUUUGCCAUCUCAGUUGCUAGUGAAAUAAUGGCUGUGCUGGCACUUGCUGCAGACAUGAAGGAUAUGAAGGAGCGGCUAGCAAACAUGGUAGUGGCAUUCGAUCGCAAGGGUAGACCUGUCACUGCCGAUGAUCUAGGCGUUACUGGUGCACUAACCGUUCUGCUGAAGGAUGCUUUGGAGCCUACUUUAAUGCAAACCUUAGAAGGCACACCUGUUCUGGUACACACUGGUCCAUUUGCAAAUAUUGCGCAUGGAUGUUCCUCAAUUGUUGCUGACAGAAUCGGCCUGAAAUUGGUGGGUGAAAAAGGUUUCGUAUGUACAGAAGCUGGUUUUGGUUCUGAUAUCGGCAUGGAAAAGUUCUGUAACGUCAAAUGUCGUUCUUCCGGUCUCAAACCAAAUGCAAUGGUGCUAGUAGCUACAGUUCGUGCUCUGAAAAUGCAUGGUGGUGGAGCUGCAGUCACCCCAGGAGCUCCGCUCAAUAAACAAUAUACCGAAGAAAAUUUGGAAUUGCUUGAGAAAGGUUUACCUAACCUUCUUCAACACAUUUCCAAUGGUCAGAAAUUCGGUUUUCCAGUUAUAGUAGCCAUUAAUCGCCACACGUCCGACACGGAUACUGAACACAAUCUCAUAAAGCAAGCCGCUUUGAAAGCCGGUGCUUUUGCAGCUGUUCUUUGUACGCAUUGGAGCGAUGGAGGUGAAGGUGCUGCCGAGCUUGCCGAUGCAGUGAUAAAGGCGUGUGAAGGUCCAAAUGGAUUUAAAUUAUUAUAUGAUAUCCAUUUACAUCUGGAGGCUAAAAUGAACAUAAUUGCACAAAACAUGUAUGGAGCGGCGAAAGUUGAGUUAACUCAAAAAGCUGUGGAUUCUUUGAAAAAACUGAAUGCUGCUGGUUUCGGCACUUUACCGGUAUGCAUGUCUAAAACUUCCGGCUCAUUAACUGGCGAUGCCGCCAUUAAGGGAGCGCCUAAAGGAUUCACUCUGACUGUUCAAGAUGUGUACGUUUCAGCAGGAGCUGGGUUUAUUGUUGCUAUGUGUGGAGAAAUCUCUAAAAUGCCUGGACUUUCAACUCGUCCUGCAAUAUACGACAUUGAUUUGAACACUGAAACUGGAGAAAUUGAAGGAUUAUUCUAGGUGGGAGCCAAAAUUUCUUAUCAGCUUGUCGAUGAGAUGACCAUUUGUACUAUAAAAUAAAUUAUAUAUAUAUAUAUAUAUAUAAUAAAUAUAUAUGCAUGCAAUGUUAAAA